AGUCGCCAUUUUGAGAGUGUAUAUGAGGCGGUCGCAUUGACUUCCUCAGUUAUUGCGGCGCCUCCUCUCAGAACCGGGUGGUUGUUGUGUGUGCCAUGGAAGGUAUUGUUCAAGAUAUAACAGUUGGUACAAAGCGGGGAUCUGACGAACUUUUCUCUUGCGUUACUAACGGACCCUUUAUCAUGAGCAACUCUGCUUCUGCAGCAAAUGGAAGUGACAGCAAGAAAUUUAAGGGAGACAACCGAUCUGUAAGUGUUGGCUCUAGAGUGAUUCAUGUUAGACAGCUUCCAGGAGAUGUUACUGAAGCUGAAGUUAUAUCUCUUGGCCUUCCAUUUGGAAAAGUCACCAAUUUAUUGAUGCUAAAGGGCAAAAAUCAGGCUUUUCUAGAGAUGAGUACGGAGGAGGCUGCAAACACCAUGGUGAAUUACUUUGCUACAGUUACACCUGUGCUCAGAAGUCAGCCAAUCUAUAUCCAAUUUUCAAAUCACAAAGAACUGAAGACUGAUAACUCUCCUAAUCAAGCUCGAGCGCAAGCAGCUCUGCUUGCUGUGAAUUCUGUCCAAUCUGGAAAUGUUGCACUGUCUGCCUCGGCUGCUGCUGUGGAUGCUGGCAUGGCUAUAUCAGGACAGAGCCCAGUUCUCAGGAUAAUUGUGGAAAACCUUUUCUACCCAGUUACUCUUGAUGUCUUGCAACAGAUUUUUUCCAAAUUUGGAACAGUUCUGAAGAUUAUUACGUUUACAAAGAACAAUCAGUUUCAGGCACUUCUUCAGUAUUCUGAUCCCAUGUGUGCCCAACAUGCCAAACUGGCUCUUGAUGGACAGAAUAUUUAUAAUGCUUGCUGUACACUGCGUAUUGACUUCUCCAAGCUCACCAGCCUCAACGUAAAGUACAAUAAUGACAAAAGUCGGGAUUACACUCGGCCAGAUCUUCCUUCUGGUGAUGGACAGCCCACUUUGGAUCAAACCAUUGCAGCCUUUGGAGCUCCAGGGCUGAUAUCUGCAAAUCCGUAUGCAAGUGCUGGUUUUCCACCAGCUUUUGCAAUCCAACAAGGUAUCCAUGGACUUACACCUCUUUCUCUUCCGUCUGCCGGUAGACUUGGCAUUCCAGGGUUGGCAAUGCCUGGAAACGCUGUUCUUCUCAUCAGCAACCUUAAUCCAGAGAGAGUCACACCCCAAUGCCUCUUUAUUCUUUUCGGUGUGUAUGGUGAUGUACACAGAGUAAAAAUUCUCUUUAACAAAAAAGAGAAUGCACUUAUUCAGAUGGCUGAUGGGAACCAAGCUCAACUAGCUAUGAGCCAUUUAAAUGGACAAAGACUUCAUGGGAAACCCCUUCGCAUCACUAUGUCAAAGCACCAAACUGUUCAGUUGCCUAGAGAGGGGCAGGAAGACCAGGGAUUAACAAAAGAUUUCACAAACUCUCCUCUCCACCGCUUUAAGAAGCCAGGCUCCAAGAACUUUCAAAACAUCUUUCCACCAUCUGCCACGCUCCACCUCUCUAAUAUACCGCCUGCUGUAAGCGAAGAGGAUAUAAAGCAGCUUUUCUCACAGAAUGGAUGCACCGUGAAAGGCUUUAAGUUCUUCCAGAAAGAUCGUAAAAUGGCUCUUAUUCAAAUGGGGUCUGUUGAAGAGGCUAUAGAAUCUCUCAUUGAACUUCACAACCAUGAUAUGGGAGAGAGCCAUCACCUGAGAGUUUCCUUCUCAAAGUCCACCAUCUGAUUUGGGGAGUGAAGAAAAGUAAAGGACUACCAGCCUUUGUUAUGUCUCUCAAGGGCUCAACUUCCAUCAUUCCAGAUAUAAGCCACUUUACUUGCAGCGCUCAAGUGUCCUUGCAUCCCAGAUUUUUAACUUUUUUUUUUUUUAUAUAUAUAUAUUUUCUUCAAAGCUUUCAUUGUUAGUGAUCCAUAUUGAGGGUAUUAAUUUGUGUGUAUUUUCACAGUACCCUUAAAUGAACUCUGUACUUAUUACUGAGUUUUUGGCAGUUUUUUUUGUUGGGACCAAAUUUUGGCAUACAGGCCCUGGCUUUUUUUCUUUUUCUUUUUUUUUAAAACCUGGAUUUGAAGGGCCAGCUGUAAAUCUAGUUGGCUGACUAGAUCCAUGUAAUGACUGCAGUAUGUUUUGCACAUGUGACCAAUGGGAACAGUUCCUAUCAGCUGAACAUUCUGCUUAUGUGUUUUGUGAUCCAACCUUAAGUCACAAUGUGCUGACCAGCUAUUGCUCUGUGCCUUACAAUCUGAACUUUCUGAUGUUCGCCCGCCGUCAGGUUCUUGGAUGUUUUAUCCAAAGCUGAACAAGUGUUCAAGUAUUGUCUGGACUGUAAACCACAGCAAUCCUUAUCUAUACUAAUAUACUGACCAAAUUUUUCUGGGACCAUGGCACCUUAACAUUGGCUAAUUCCUUGUGUAUAGUUUUUCUUUUGAGUGAUAAAGAUCACGCAUUAGAAGUAGCAAGAAAGAUACUUGCUUUAUCCCUGUUUAAUUACACGGUUGUGUACAUUUUGAUUUCAGUGUAUUCAUUUACUCCCACAUGCCUUAAUGUUCACAGGUUAAAGCAAUGCUGUUCAUGCUUCAAAAUGUCAAGGACCAAAUGAAACUUGCAUGUUCUUGCAUACAGUCUUAAUACUUUUCUGGCCUUUUUGUUAUGCCUUAUUUGAUGCUUUUAUCUGCAUUAAACAACUUGCAGUUUGUAGCACUUAACAUUUUAGUGUGUCAAAGCCUAACUGAUGCACAAAGGGUUACGGUAAAAGCUAUAACUUAAGGUUUGGCUUUUCAUUGGCUACAUACAGACCUCGAGUUGAUUGACACCACCUUGGCACAGUUUAGCUGCAAGUUUCUAAAGUGCCUCUGGUUCAUCCACAUUCACUGGGAUGGAAAUUGUUGGCUGUGAUAGCUCAACUGACUUUUAAGAUUCAUUUGAAAACUCUCUAAUGUGGACAUUGGCUCUGAAACUUAUGACAAUCACAUCAAAACAAAUAUGACUAGUUUAUUUGGAAUUUCUGAAUUCCAUAUUUGCAGACUGACUUCAGCACACUCUGCCUAUGAGUUGUAAAAGGCUGACAUUCCUUGUGUACUGUCUUUUAGUGCCUUCAUUAUUGUCCCUCAGGUGCCUGGUUUUAUAUUGCUUUACUAUUAAAGCACUGCAUAUUAAAUGUCUGUCCUUUUUGCAGUCUAAACACGUGUUCCUGUGCCUUAUUUGGCAUUACAGAACAUUUGCAGUUGCUAUGGGUGAUGUGAUUGUAUGAUAAAGCAAGAUUUGAAAGGGUCACAACUCGAGCUUGGGUUGUAAAGGGAUCAUCAAAGAUUGGCCUUUGACAAAGUAAAAUGGCCAGAAUGAACUUUCUGAUCAAUGAAUGUGUAAUUUUAGGCAAUUGUUUGGAAAAAAUCAUGUUUUUCUGCUGGUGUCCUACAUGGAAAUCUAUUUGAAAUUACUACAGGUCUGCAAACCAGUUAAGCUAUACAAUGUAGGCUGAAGCUUCAUUCAUUGUAAUAACCUAGCAAGGAUUCUGAAAAACCUCCCAGUAUGUCUCAUUGUUCACCCUGUGUAUACUUUUUUUUUUUUUUUUUUAAAUGUACAUAUCUACUCAAAUGCAAAUCUGUAAUACAAUAUUCACUUUUUUUUAUUUAGUGGUAAAUUGUAUAUUUUGAUAAUGUUUCAGACAGAUUUCAGUAUUGCAGGGUGCUGAGAUGACCAGUUAUGAAAGACCCAAAUGUUUGUAUGAAAGGCAAAUUAAAAACUAUUUUAUAAGAAACCUUUAUACUUUUCAGUAGGUGUUCAAUUCAGUUGUAGUUAUCUGUUAUGGGCUCAUAAUAAACACCUUUUUAUUCUUAA
Rana temporaria (common frog) is the source of this 3824-nucleotide messenger RNA. It is a transcript of the gene PTBP1, whose product is annotated as polypyrimidine tract binding protein 1. Gene Ontology annotation, biological process: regulation of RNA splicing; regulation of cell differentiation; mRNA processing. The coding region runs from base 96 to 1715 and encodes 539 amino acids. Gene Ontology annotation, molecular function: mRNA binding. Lineage: Eukaryota; Metazoa; Chordata; Amphibia; Anura; Ranidae. Gene Ontology annotation, cellular component: nucleus. The transcript is spliced from 15 exons. The record is from RefSeq and is a predicted model, not a curated record.